AUGGAUUGCACCACAGAUCCCUAUCUCCUAGGCCGGCAGCUCCAGCGGUUCCGCCAAGGCAACCCAGGCGACGCCGGCGCCAUCUGGACCGAAUACGACCUCUACUAUUUCACCCUCUGCCCACUCUCAGCUUCUGAGAAAACAAACGAGGAUUAUCCUCUUGAAUGGCGGUAUGAUGCCGUGCGCUUACGAUCUAGCCGCGCCCAAUGGAGGACAUUGAUGGCGGGCCGACAUCCCUAUGAUGAUGCUAUGCAAAAGUGGCUUUCGAGCUGGCGACAGCCCAUCAUUGAGAAGUGGCGUCAUGACAGAGCUACGAAUGAGAAGGGGCUUUGGAAGUGGCUCUGGGGGAAAUAA
This is a messenger RNA of Fusarium subglutinans, 354 nucleotides long. RefSeq lists its product as uncharacterized. NCBI's taxonomy places the organism in Eukaryota, Fungi, Ascomycota, Sordariomycetes, Hypocreales, Nectriaceae. The record is from RefSeq and is a predicted model, not a curated record. The coding region runs from base 1 to 354 and encodes 117 amino acids. The transcript has a single exon.